AUGACCCCCGGAGUGCCAGACGAUGCGACAGCCCAGACGCUCAACUAUGCGCUGGGCAACCUUGGGGGCCGACAGAAGAGCUGGAUGACGCCGCUGCCCUCCAGCGCGCCUGCCCAGCCGCCCAUCGUUCCUGCCGAACUCACACAAAACCCACUACCCUUCACCGUGCGCGGUCGUGGAAGGCCUCGCAAGCAGCCCAGGUUUACUGUUCCUUCCUCCACAUACGCACCCGCAGAGAACCUGAUCACGCGCCCAACCGUCGAGACCGAGCCGCAGCCACUAUCGAACUCGACGUCUCCCCAGCUCCCAAAUGUCGUCGCCCACCAGAACAGCGCCAACCACGGGCAUUCGGCAGCCCGCGUGCUUCCGUCGCCCACGCCAAGCGAGGAGACAUCGCGCUGUCCGCCCCCAGCACCGCACGAGACUGCUCCUGCAAAAAGAGUCAACGAAGGAUAUGCGCAACAAAUGGACAAGCGGAGGCGCAGUGAGGCUUAUGCAGGGCCGGUAGCAAACCCGACGAAUCCUCCGCCGGACCUUCCGCGUCGACCGUCCGGCCACUACUCACAGAUCGGCAGUCCUAUGCUGGGUCAGAUGGGUCAGACCGUUAAUCGCAGCCCGUCGCUCGGCAUGAUGGCAUCGCCACAACUGCCCCAGGGCAUGCAAUUCCAAGAUCCGCGCCUCAGUAGAACACCUCCUCAGCCAUACUCGCCCUAUGGGCUGCCACAAGCAGUCUCGCAAGACCCAGUAUCCCGGCCUGUAUCUCGCUCCGUACAGCCUGAUAACACGCCUACAACCCCCUUGGCCCCUGAUUUCAUGAGCCAGGGCUGGUAUACAAAGAAAGACUGUCUGCAGAUCUUAGGGCAAUUCCAGGCAUCAGCACCCCCAAUAUCACCUGCCUCUCAGGACAGGAAACGCUUUCUUGUGCUGCAGAACGCUGUUGAGCUGUCAGACUGGCCCUAUCUUACUAUGCAUCAAUGUUACUGCCUGAUGACCCACGCCCCUCACAUGCUACCGGCGGGGUUGAAGUCGUUGCCAGGUUUACAACAAGCGCAGAGGAUAUUGCACGAUGUUCUUGAUGCAAACCACAUACUAUCGCCUAGUUAUCUUCACUUCUUCUCCCAUUUCCCAUACCCGAUGCAGCAAAUUGCAGCCAUGUGGCCGGCCACAUUCGAGUACCAAGCACAGCUUUUCAGACAGUUUGUUGACCAGUCGCCCAACUACGACCAACUGAAGGCGAUAUGCGAGCACCGUCGAUUCCCGCCCCUCGUCCGAGAACUUGUUGUCGAACUCCGCGUUCAUUCUCUCACUUUCCAGCGUCUGCUCUUCACCGCUUUUCUGCGGUGUAUUUGCCGCGCGGUGGUCUCGAAUCCUAAUGUCAAACCCUUGCUUGCAAAGUUCGAGAACGACAUAGUUGGUGUCUUCGAGCAGAAUCAACACUACCACUACUCACGGCAUGCUUCCUCAGCUACGGAGACGCCUGAGCAGAGCCAACAAUUAAAACACGACGAGGAACGAAUUUGGGGCUCUAACCUGAGAGCGCUAGUCGAGGCAUUCGAGGCUAACCUUCGCAAGAACGGCGCUUCAUUGGCUGAUCACACGUACGGCGCUCCCCAACCUCAGCAACAGGUACAGACCCACCAGGCCCCUCCAUCGCAACCGCAGCAAGUGCAAGCCCGGCCCCAGCCCCAACCACAACGAGUACAGACCAGCUCGCCCGCUGUUCCGCCUUGCAAUCAUCCCCAACAAAUGCCACCGCGCACGACUAGAUCGGUUGACCAGGGUUCGGCACAAGCUGCUAUACAGCAGUCGCCUGGGCCUGGUCGUCCUCCCGCACGCCCUGCCCAAUCUACAGGGGUGGCGCCGCCUCCACGUGGGGUGCCCUUGCUUCCUGCUGCUGGCUGGCAACAACCACAACAGCGUGUACCCAAUCCAGCACGCUUUGGGCUGCACCAAGCUCAUCUCAGAAGUCCAGUUCUUCGUGCGCAAUCCAAAUCCUCGCCGCUGUACACAUUUUGUCAAAACUUCCUCAAACCCCCAACGCGGUUGUCCUCGCCAGGCCGUGCGAUUGAGAAAUGGACAAUCACCCUGACACCUUAUGAUAUGCAGAGGAUUGGGAAAACUAUUCCAGAUCAAAUGGGUGGACCUGGUACUGUGAACAUCAACGAGACCACGAAAUUUGCUCGUUUACGUUGCGUCAAAUGGCCGGAGCCUGAGUGGACGGAGGAACGCUGGGCUGUCGCCGAUACGUCUUGGAUACCUCACUCGUACUACACGCUCAACGACACCCCUCUCGAACCGCGGAAGAAGAUCCACUAUGGAAAAGACAUGCCCAUCGACCUCACGGGCCUGCUCCAAGAAGGCGAGAACGUUUUGGAAAUUGCAGUAAUGGCUCGGUCCGGCGAGAAAUCUCAUCUCAACUACAUGCUCGCCAUCGAGGCCAUGGUUGUCUCAUCCCACGAGUCCAUCGUAAAACACUGUCUAAACCAGAGUCGCGUCCCCGCAGACAAAGUCCUGCAAGGCAUCAAAAACAAACUCUCCGCCGUCGACGACGACGAGAUCAGCGUCGUCGAAAGCACCCUCACCAUCGGCCUCUUCGACCCCUUCAGCCAAGCCAAAAUGUGCGACAUCCCCGUCCGCAGCAAAGCCUGUCCGCACAACGACUGCUUCGACCUAGAAACGUUCCUCCAAUCCCGGCCUCGCAAGGGCGACGCAUCCGUAGCCGAUCAGUGGAAAUGCCCCAUUUGCAAAUCUGACGCCCGGCCACAGAUGCUUUUUGUAGAUGGCUUCAUGGAAGAGGUCAAGAAGCAGCUUGAGGCCCAUGGACGGGCAAAUACGCGCCAUAUCAUGGUGAGGCAGGAUGGAAAGUGGAUACCCAAAGCUGAAGUCAGAGAGGGCGUUUCGAGUGCCACGCCUGAACCUGUUGCUGCGAGACGGUCAGUUCCGGCCGAGGUUGAGAUUAUCGAUCUUAGUGACUGA
Alternaria arbusti is the source of this 2976-nucleotide messenger RNA. RefSeq lists its product as uncharacterized. The transcript has a single exon. The record is from RefSeq and is a predicted model, not a curated record. Gene Ontology annotation, molecular function: zinc ion binding; SUMO ligase activity. Gene Ontology annotation, biological process: protein sumoylation. NCBI's taxonomy places the organism in Eukaryota, Fungi, Ascomycota, Dothideomycetes, Pleosporales, Pleosporaceae. The coding region runs from base 1 to 2976 and encodes 991 amino acids.